GUCCACAGAGGAGCGGAAGCCGGAAGUGGGGCCCUCUCUGCGCGUGGUCGCGAUGUCGGCUGGCGGGGCAGUGGAGCCCGGCCCCCCGGGAGCUGCUGUUGCCCCCUCGCUCACCCCGGCCCGGGCCCCCGCCCCGGGGCACUUGUUCCGGCCUAUCAGCGCCGAGGACGAGGAGCAGCAGCCCACCGAGAUCGAGUCGCUGUGCAUGAACUGUUACCGCAACGGAAUGACACGCCUGCUGCUCACCAAGAUCCCCUUCUUCCGAGAAAUAAUCGUGAGCUCCUUUUCCUGCGAGCACUGCGGCUGGAGCAACACGGAGAUCCAGUCUGCAGGCAGGAUCCAGGACCAGGGAGUGCGCUACACCCUGGCCGUCAGGGCCCAGGAGGAUAUGAACAGAGAAGUAGUGAAGACUGACUCUGCCACCACAAGGAUCCCAGAGCUGGAUUUUGAAAUUCCUGCCUUCAGCCAGAAGGGAGCUUUGACCACUGUUGAAGGGUUGAUCAGCCGUGCCAUCUCUGGCCUGGAGCAGGAUCAGCCCACACGAAGGGCAAAGGAAGAAGCUGUGGCUGAAAGAAUUGAUGAUUUCAUUGUCAAACUGAAAGAGCUAAAGCAAGGGGCCUCUCCUUUCACUCUGAUCAUUGAUGAUCCCUCAGGGAACAGCUUUGUGGAAAACCCACACGCUCCCCAGAAAGAUGGCGCCCUGCUGAUCACGCACUAUACCCGGACUCUGCAGCAGGAAGAGGUGCUGGGGCUCCAGGCAGAGGCACCAGAAGGGAAGCCAGUGGAGGAGGACCUCAGAAAUGAAGUCCUACAGUUCAACACAAACUGCCCGGAAUGCAAUGCUCCGGCUCAGACCAACAUGAAGCUGGUUCAAAUCCCCCACUUUAAGGAGGUUAUCAUCAUGGCUACCAACUGUGAGCACUGCGGCCAUCGGACCAAUGAGGUGAAAUCUGGGGGAGCAGUAGAGCCCUUGGGUACCAGGAUUACCCUCCACAUCACAGAUCCCUCCGAUAUGACCAGAGACCUGCUCAAGUCUGAGACAUGCAGUGUGGAAAUCCCAGAGCUGGAGUUUGAACUGGGAAUGGCUGUCCUCGGGGGCAAGUUCACCACGCUGGAGGGGCUGCUGAAAGACAUCCGGGACCUGGUGACCAAGAACCCUUUCACACUGGGUGACAGUUCCAGUCCUGGCCAGACAGAGAAACUGCAGGAGUUCAGCCAGAAAUUGGACCAGAUCCUUGAGGGCAACAGGAAGGCCUGCUUUAUUAUGAACGAUCCAGCAGGAAAUAGCUACCUGCAGAAUGUGUAUGCGCCUGAAGAUGAUCCUGAGAUGAAGGUGGAGCGUUAUGAGCGCACAUUUGACCAGAAUGAGGAGCUUGGGCUCAAUGACAUGAAGACCGAGGGCUAUGGGACAGACCUGGCCCCACAGCGGUAGCAGGGGAGCAGCUCCUGGGCCAGCCUCUGGCGCUGCUCAGAUCGUAGGGUUAUUUAUUUCUGUUGGAAAAGGUGCGGAGAUGUAGGCACACUAUGUGAACGGUUUGUGAUGGAAGUGUAAGCGUGGUGGGCUACUUGACCUUAUUUUGGAGGUUUUGAUUGGCCUGGGAGGAAACCCAGAAGGUAACUAUGGAGCAUGUCACCCCUUUUGUCCUGUUACAUCUUUCCCCUCCCUCCACCCAGUGCCCUCUUCUCUUGGGCAGGAACUCUCAAGUUGGAGAAUGUAGAAGACAGCUACAUCUAGAGUUUGAGAGUUGGUUUGGGUAUAUAAAAUACUGCUUUUCAACAGGAAAAGAGUCUUCUGAGGGAGGGAACCCAGCAUAGGUGACGAAAUUCUCAUUAAAAUGAUGGCUUUCAAACAGCA
Manis pentadactyla (Chinese pangolin) is the source of this 1855-nucleotide messenger RNA. It is a transcript of the gene ZPR1, whose product is annotated as ZPR1 zinc finger. Gene Ontology annotation, cellular component: nucleus; cytoplasm. The record is from RefSeq and is a predicted model, not a curated record. NCBI's taxonomy places the organism in Eukaryota, Metazoa, Chordata, Mammalia, Pholidota, Manidae. Bases 53 to 1432 code for a protein of 459 amino acids. Gene Ontology annotation, molecular function: zinc ion binding. The transcript is spliced from 14 exons.